ACCGUUUCUCUUUCUUUUUCUUUAAACACCACCCGUUUCCCAUCUCCGUCCAUCCUACACAUCAACUCUCAUGUCUGCACCCUGACCUAGGAACACCUGCUCUAACAACGCGGGCCGUUGAACCAGUCUCUCUCGCUUGGUUAGCAUCGACCGGUCCGUCCAUCUUGGUCUAGAUGUGGUAGUGGCUUAGACAGGCUGUCAUCAUCUUGGCCUUCCCAUCGUUGCCAUCGCCAAUAUCUCCAGGACUACGCCUUCACUGCCCUGGUUGAACCGACAAAUCUUAUUUACCGUCCUACCGAGGCUCUACCCCGGAAUAACACAAGAUAUCCACACGGCACUGAUUGCCACACGACAAUAGGGUGCGAAAGCCAAAGGCCUACCAACCUGAUAGUCAUACUGGUCUUCGAACAACAUAGCCAGGCGAGUCUUCCGGGUGCCCGCUAUCCCCACACUGUCUGUGUCUUGCCGUUGCCAUCGGAAGGUUGCAAGCACCCGUCUCUACCAACCUCAACCAACCACUGGUAGGACCAAGCAGAAGUUGUCAAACGGCUGCGCGAGUCCACACUUUCUUCCUCCUUGCAAGGAUCAACUGGGGCAGUCCUGCUCCCAUCUUGCUCUCCUCUUUGCCCCAUCGCCAGGCCAGCCACUUGUUUCGAAGAGGUUUGUGCGUGCCAAAGCAUUUGUGCUAUCACCACUCAGACCGGCACCCAUCUCUAGUAUCAAGUCAAGCUCCCGCAUCGCUUUACUUUUCGACGUAGGGGGCGCGCUUUGCAACGCUGAAUCCUUUGACCCAACAAUUUCAGAAAGGAAUAUUGAGCAAUAUUCAUCCGAUAGUUUUGCGCUCUUCAUUCGGGCCUGUCUCAGUCUUGAUCAAUAAACAAAGACUUUGCCACGAUCCGACUGUCUCCACCUGUGCAAAGUCUACCAAACACCUCUGGCUCCAUCUCUAACAUUAAGGACGCCAUUCUUUGUCUCUAUGCUUGGAUAGAUCCACUUAAUCUUAGCCUUGAUCCAUCCAAUCUUUCUGUUUGGCAGUGGUCCCAGCUUGUCUCCGGUCCCAGCACGUUCCCGGUCCCUUUGCACGACUGGGGAAGAAUCUGUCUUGCCUGGCCACUACUCUUGAAACAAGUCCUAGCCUUUGGCUCACUUUGUGGUUCACAGCUGCACGUCGAGGCAGAACUGGUUCGACCGAACAUCAACAAUCUAUCCCACCAACACCCAGAGACACUUGCCAGCUUUGUUUUGGUUCAAAGGAUCAUUCUCCGUCUCAGCCAUUUUUUUUUAAUUUGAGACGACUGUUGUUUUCAUUGUACAGUCAACCAGCCUGGUAGGCUCAUUGAAGAAUAAAUCAGCACCCAUCCCGGCCAUUACAUCUUAUCUGCUUAACGAUCUGGUGUUCCUCAACUUCACUUUGGCCGUCACUCUUUCUUGAUCACGUCGACUCUGCUCGAAACAUAAGUACUUGUCGGAACUCACGAACGGAGGUGCCAGCCAUGGUCAAUACAUACGGGCAUGGCCAUUACGCUCGGCCACAAUGGACGACGGAGAGACCUAAUGGCGAACACAUGCCAGACAAUGGUCGUUACUACGAUACAGGAAUCAGGACCCCGCCACCUACAAUUAGUGAAGUAUUGCGUGAGCAGUGCAAGAUAAACCACCAGAGCUUCUUCCUUGCUGUUCUCACCGAAGAUGGUCAUACGGUAUACUUUACGGGACCGAAUAAGUUGCCAGAGGGUGAAAUCCAAAGAUACUUCGACAUGGAUCGAUUUAUCCGCUAUCAAAAACGGGCUGCUGAGAAUGGCCUCGCUGGGGCCUACGAUGAGAUGUCGUUCGGACCAGAGUAUCAUGGGCGUCGCGGGUGUGACCGCCGCAUGGAAACAGCCGAACAGUUCUACGAUCACGUGCCACCAACAUAUCGGACCCGAAAGCGCCAGAGGGCCAACGUCCCCAGACGUGUUCGCGAUGAUGACGAGCCGGCAGUGACCGUAUCCGCGAAGAAAGGCAUACGAAUCAAUAACGCGCAGGAAGUGUGGGAUUUCUAUGAUCAGCGCUUCAAGAAGAUACAGCAGAACACAUGCAAACUGAUUGCCAAAGCGUGGAUCAAGGCGAUUGCACCAAAGAAGCAGUCCACACAUCCCUACACAGGAACCAAAAUUCCCGACUGGUGGCCAAAGCCUCUGGGCCCAACCAAGGAUGAGGGCAUGAGGCACAAGGAGCCGGACCACCUGUUCAAACCAGAGCGCCUCCGUCUGUUAUGCCACUUGUUGAGACUCAUUGUCGAGCCAAACUCUCAGCAGCAUCCGAGCAUUCGGGCCCAAGAACUCACUGUCGCCAAGUUGGAGGAGUUGACAAUGGAGGCAAUGGGAGGCUUUUUCAGCGACAGGGCCAAUCCCAACCAAGCGAAAAAGAAACCCUUUUUAAAGGAGAUCUUCAAGGUUGCUAAGGUCGAAGAACAGUAUAAGAGGGGUGAAAUAGAUGGCGAUACGGUCGUAUACGUCAUGGCCGAUAACAACCAAUCAGACUUCCCCUCCGACGAUGAAGACGAUGCGUGUAGAGAGGAGGAUGACGAGCACCAUCUUUCGGUAAUUCCAUCCCGACUCUCGCCUCCCAAAACAACUAUGCCUCACGCCCUCAUGCCUAUUCCGACAACUGACCACAGCCCGACUACCAACAUUCAACCAGGCUUCGUUAGCGAGAUGUCGAUUAGAAAUCAAUAUCCAACUACUCUGAUGCCGCCAGAUCUCACAUCUGACCAGCACUAUGUGGAAAAUGGGGGGAUUCCGGUGGGAGGUCAAGCAUCUCUGCAGCAGCAUGGAGCGCCUGUUCAGAUGCAGGAAAUGAUACCAAGUCCUCACGAAACAAGCCGUCGACCGUCCCUGUUCAGCUCGCCGUCCGACUACGCAAGCACUACUGCCUCCGGGCUGUAUCCCGGUGCUUGGCAGCAGACUACAACAGCUCCAGGUAGCGCGACCAUAUAUUCCUUUGGUACUUCCAGUCAACAGCCUCAACAGCCGCCGCACCCGCCACUCCCUCACCCUCAAGGAACCUUUGUUUCGCAUCAGGGGGUACAAAUAGGUCAGAAUCAGCCACCGUACAUGGGCUCCUCGUUUGACACGCUCCCUCACACAAAUAACGGUCUUUUCCGUGGCCCCAACGUCAGCCAAGGUUCUGUGUCUCAUGGGCAAAACUAUCCGAGCUACAUGCAUCAUGAUUCCAGAGGGUUGCCGGGUGACAUGAAGAUGGAUCCAUCAAAUCGCGGGUUACCGCCGCACUGAGGCGGAACUAGGUAGCGCAAGAUUGGUUCCCUUUUGUCAUGGUUGUUUUCGUGAGUCGACGGAUUCCCAUCAACAUCACUGUUUCCUAUCUUACUGCACAUCCUAGAUGGCGGGAGGGGCAUAUUUCUGCAAUGUUACGCUGGUCAACAGGACAGCGCCCUUCCUGAUUCCGGCGCAGUAAUUCCCACCUCAUGCUUACAUUUACCCUAAUAUGUAUUCGAUACACCUCUCAUGAUAUGGCAUCAACACACACGCACACACGAUUCGAUACAUUGAUAUAGCCAAGCAAUUGGUAAUUAUUUGGACGGAUGGAAUAGGGGAGUGGAAAAGGGUACACGGUGGUGGUCAGAGCAAGGAAAGAGAGGACAUUCAUGGAAGACAUGGUGCCAUCUUACCCGAGACCUUUUGCGGUCGUCGAUAUGGAACAUAAAAAAGGGGCCUGUUCCUCCCGGUUGAUCCUCUCUUCAUCCGUAUUCGCGUUAUCACUUUUCUUGUUUUUUCUGUUUGCAAUUCCAGCGUUCAAAAAGACGGAGGUUGUACGUUCUUUGUCUGCGAGUUUAGGACUCGGCGGCUGAUAGUGUGUUUAUCGUUCUUUCUCAGUUUGUGUGGUGCCCUCCCUUUUUAUUGCGUCUCUUGAGUCUUUGCUUUUUUUCCAGGCGCCACACAAAGUUUUCUCUUUUCCAAGUACAACAUCGCUGCGUGGGUGGCCAAUCUGUCUUUUUCGUCUACACAAUGGCGCAUGUGAGCUUAUUAGUUGAUCUAUUCCCCCCAAGGUUGUUUGAAACGGGGCUCUGGACUGGUUAGGGUGGGUGGCCUUUUGUCGAAUUCGUUUGUUAGUUUCUGCAUAGCUAGUUUAUUGCUUAUCUGAUCGCAUGUUGUUUUUAAUGCCUUGCUGUCGUCAUGUUUGUUGCUGCUACGGUCCAAGUGCCCACAUGUUGCUGCCCUUCAUCUUCACACACUGUAUAUGGCUUCUGCGAGUCUUGCCAAUCAAUACUGUUUGUAUUUCAUUCUUU
This is a messenger RNA of Neurospora crassa OR74A, 4288 nucleotides long. RefSeq lists its product as hypothetical. The transcript is spliced from 6 exons. The record is from RefSeq and is a predicted model, not a curated record. Lineage: Eukaryota; Fungi; Ascomycota; Sordariomycetes; Sordariales; Sordariaceae. The coding region runs from base 1494 to 3275 and encodes 593 amino acids.